AAUUAUAAUAUUUGUUGCCAGGCUAUCGAAGAUACAUAAACGAUUUUGAACGGAAGCGCAAGGUUUAAGUUGGAAAGAGCUAAAAAAAAAUAAAGAAAAAAAGAACGGCAUUGAAAAUGGGAAGAACUUGUUACAUCGCUUAUAUCACACUUCUCUGGAUCACGACUUGUGUCGCAUACAUCACGAGAUUGCCGUGCAAGCGUCAUGCAAACUUCACAGUCAUGAAACCAGAUAUAAGAUAUGCAGGCGCGGUGUUCGAAACACAUGCAGAUGUCAAGCGCGUGAUUGCGCUUUGUUGUGUCUCUCACGCGAUGCUUGCGCUUAUUUCAACCAUAAAAUGGAUAACACAUCGUGUGAGCUGUUAACAAUCAAUUCUGGCACAGAACAAAGUGCAUCUGGUUGGAAAUUCUACUCAACAAGCUAUGGCACACCAAACAGAGGUCCAGUGUGUAGAUCUUUAGCACCUUGUCCAUACACAUCAGCUUGUGAGGAUAUAUGCGAAAGUCCUGGAUACCAGUGCAUCGCCAAUCAAUUUCAAGAACUGUCUGGAGCGGUUGUUAUAGCUCCAAAUGCUCUUGAUCCCGCUUAUGCAGCUCAAUACCUAAAUGAUGGCAAUUCAGGAACCUACGCUUGCACGGUCAGCCGGGUGGACGCCUUUAUCUUGAUAGAUCUCGGAAUGGAAAAGUUAGUGAGGUUCGUCAUGGUAAAGAUAUACUCGUCUGGCGCCUCCCAAGAAAUACGUGUUGGUAACACAAAUGCAAAUAGAGGUAACAGGUUUUGCUCAUCGCUCCCUCCAUACGGGGAAGUUGAAAUUUUGGUGGAAUGCACUAAUCCCUUGUCUGGACGAUAUGUGGUUUUGCACAAUACAGCUGGGUAUGGUGCUCAAUACGUGCGUGCGUAUAAUAUGAAACCUUACGGAGAUGUGUAAAAAAAUUGUUUUUUUUUUUGUUGUUUGUUAUUUGUUGUUUGGAAAAUAUCAUUUCGGGCAUUUAACUUGAUUAUAAAUAAAAUAACCAGAAGUUUAAUCAUUGUGAAAAUCAGAAGGAUUUUCUUUAAAAACUAUAUAUUCGUCUACACAUUUCAGUAGACAUCAUCAAAGUGUAUAUUUUUUACAAUUUAAAAGUUAAAAUGUUACAAUAAGUAAGCGUUUCUAUGGAUACGCAUAUAUUAUAUUUGCUGUUUAUUUUUUGUUUGUGUGGUGUUUGUGUUACUUUUUUAUUAAUUUUUUUGUUAAUUUUUUGUUGCUAAUUAUUGUUUAUAAUUAUUAUUGAAAAUUAAGAAUUGUUAUUUUGUUGUUAAUUAUUAUUUUGUUAUUAAUUAUUGCUGAUAAUUAUUGUUGUGAAUUAUUGUUAUUAAUUAUUGUUGAUAAUUGUUGUGGUUAAUUAUUGUUGAUAAUUAUUGUUGAUAAUUAUUAUUGAAAAUUAAUAAUUAUUAUUUUGUCGUUAAUCAUUAUUUUGUUAUUGAUUAUUGUUAAUAAUUCUUGUUGAUAUUUAUUGUUGAUAAUUGUUGUUGUUAAUUAUUGUUAAUAAUUAUUGUUGGUAAUUAUUGUUUUGUUGGUAAUUAUUGUUUGUAAUAUUGCUGUUAACUUUUGUUUCACGGAGCUGCAAUUUCUCGUCUUUUAAGGAAAGAGUAACCUGGCUCAAUGAAUUUUUAACCAAUCAAAGCAGUAAAAAGAAAAAAAUUAUACUUUAAGACUACAUAAUUAAAAAAGAGGCAUAGUUGUGUAGAUUAACCAAUUAAUGUGCAUAGAAGAUUCAACAAAAUGAUAAUUCUCUUAAUCAAUGUUUUUUUCCAACGAGUUACAAGUGCUGAUAUCUUUCUCCUAGUGAGCAUUAUUUCCAUAUUUAUCUAUUUAUUUUUAUCUAUGUAAUUAGGUUUUAAGAUGUGAAAAAUAUAGGAAGUAUCGCUGCAUCAUUUGAGGAAGCCAAAAAGUUGAAACUCAUAGUCCUAUGAAGAGUUGCAAUGAACGACUUCCUUGAAACUCAACAAA
Molecule: messenger RNA, 1990 nt
Organism: Hydractinia symbiolongicarpus
Lineage: Eukaryota; Metazoa; Cnidaria; Hydrozoa; Anthoathecata; Hydractiniidae
Exons: 4
Coding region: 338-928 (196 amino acids)
Source: RefSeq, a predicted model, not a curated record